UCCUCGUUCCAUCUUCAUCCAUCUCGCCGCUCCCUCCUCCUCCUCCUCUUUGGCAGAUAAAUGGGAGGAGACGCUCCCGCUGAAUGCAGCGGGCGCACGCAGAAGGGCAUAGCUUCCCCCCGCGCUGGUUUCCAUGAUCUAUCGCCUCCUCCUUGGUGCAUCUUGAAUUGUCUUUCAUGGACGCGCAGCGGGCACCGUAUAACCAUUUAUCUCCAUUGAAUUUACUGACUGGAGGCAUCUGACUGGAUUUAAACCACCUAGCGGUGCUGGACACGAGCCGGACCGAUGAGCUCAUCUCCGCGCUUUCUGACUACGGGGGCAUUAAAGAUGCGGUUGCUGGACUGGGUCAAGGUACCUGUCUUCGAGUCACUGCGGCUCGGUUCGUCUGACUGAUCCUGUCCAACGCCGCGUGUCUUUAGGGACCACUACAGUUUUGUUUUGUUUAAUCCCCGUUUUUUUCUCCCGUUCUUCUGCAAAUUGGAUCCCGCCACCUGCAGCCUGAAGGAUGGAUAACUAUUCUACUUUGCAACUACAGUGUCUAGAAAUGAGCACAAAAAGGAAGCUGAUUGGCCGGCUAGUGCCAUGCCGUUGUUUUCGUGGGGAAGAGGAAGUGAUCUCAGUGUUGGACUACUCUCACUGCAGCCUGCAGCAGGUCCCUAAAGAAAUCUUCAGCUUUGAGAGAACUCUGGAGGAGCUCUACCUGGAUGCCAACCAGAUUGAGGAACUACCCAAGCAACUCUUCAGCUGCCAGGCCUUGAAGAAGCUGAGCAUGCCUGAUAACGACCUCUCCAACCUUCCAACCACAAUUGCCAGCCUGGUUAACCUCAAAGAGCUUGACAUAAGUAAAAAUGGUAUCCAGGAGUUUCCAGAUAAUAUUAAAUGCUGUAAAGGCCUGUCAGUGGUAGAGGCCAGCGUCAACCCCAUCACCAAGCUCCCAGAUGGUUUUACGCAGCUCCUGAAUCUGACUCAGCUCUUCUUAAAUGAUGCCUUCAUGGAGUACUUGCCAGCGAACUUUGGCAGACUCUCCAAACUUCGAAUCCUGGAGCUGAGAGAGAACCACCUGAAAACAAUGCCAAAGUCCAUUCAUCGAUUGACACAGUUGGAGAGGUUGGAUCUGGGUAGCAAUGAAUUCUCUGAAGUGCCGGAGGUGUUGGAGCAGAUCCACAACCUAAAGGAGCUGUGGAUGGAUAACAACUCUCUACAGUCCAUACCAGGGUCACUAGGAAAACUUCGCCAGCUGCGCUACUUAGACUUAGCAAAGAAUCGUAUUGAGAAUUUGGACACGGAUGUUUCAGGUUGUGAGGCCUUAGAGGAUCUUUUGCUUUCCUCCAACAUGCUUCAGCACCUUCCUGACUCUAUAGGAAUGUUAAAGAAGCUGACCACACUGAAAGUGGAUGACAACCAGUUGACCUCACUACCGGGAACCAUUGGGAGUCUGUGUCUGCUGGAGGAACUGGACUGUAGUUGUAAUGAGUUGGAGUCACUGCCUCCAACCAUAGGCUACCUGCACAGUCUUAGGACCUUUGCUGCUGAUGAGAACUUCCUCAUUGAACUUCCUCGAGAGAUCGGUAACUGUAAGAAUGUAACGGUGAUGUCACUGCGCUCCAACAAACUUGAGUUCCUCCCUGAUGAGAUAGGACAGAUGACCAAACUACGAGUCCUAAACCUUAGUGAUAACAGGUUAAAGAAUCUACCGUUCACCUUUACUAAGCUGAAGGACCUGGCAGCUCUCUGGCUUUCUGACAAUCAGUCCAAGGCUCUGAUCCCAUUACAGACAGAAGCCCACCCUGACACCAAACAGAAGGUUUUGACCAACUACAUGUUUCCUCAACAACCUCGCCAUGAUGAGGAUUAUCAGUCGGACAGUGACAGUUUUAAUCCUACCCUGUGGGAGGAGCAGAGACAGCAAAGGAUGACUGUGGCUUUUGACUUUGAGGACAAGAAAGAAGAGGAAGACAACUCCGGGAAGGUCAAGGUGGAGAUAAACCUAAAACGCUAUCCAACACCCUACCCUGAGGACCUGAAGAACAUGGUCAAGUCAGUACAAAGCCUCGUGGGUAAAAAUGUUCACACGGGCCAUGGGCACCAGCACCAUCUUAGCACAAGCACAGCCACUUCAGCAGGAACCAACAUGGAACUUUCACACCAUAGCAAAGAACCGUAUGAACCACCGUGGCCCCUGCCCCCCAAAGAGGUAACAGACAGAGAGAUGCAGGACUUCUCUCAGACUCAGCGAAUGGAUCAGGGAUCGAUGCAUAACCCUGGCAUUGACAUCCCAAAGAGGAAGGACAAAGAGGACCUGACGGAGAGCUCAGAGGACUCAAUGGGCGGCUCACCCAAUGACAUCCGCAUCUCUGACAUGAGGCCCACCCUAGUGGAGCCACCAAUCUACAAACCAAAGGUGGUGCUGCUUGGCAAGGAUAAGAAAGAGUCUACAGACGAGGAGGUGGAUAAGCUCCACUGUCUCAACCACAGCGGGUCCUCGGCCACCUACUCUGAUUACUCUCCCUCGGUUGGCUCCUCUGGCUCCUCCAACCCACCCGCUAACACUCACUCACACCCUCGCUCUCACGCACACCAACACAACCCUCCCCUGCCAGCACACCACAAGGACCAGCCUCCUCAAACACAUUGGACCAACAGACUGGCCCAGUCUUUUCCUAAACCUAUUGACUCCAAGCCCCUGCUGUCGCAAAGAGAAACUCCUCCCUCAGGGACCGUGCAGCAACGUGGAGAUAGACGUCCAUUGAGUGAGCCUUUCGACUGGGCCGAGACCCCUCACUAUGACAACACCGGCUUUGAUGCUGAGGAGUCUCCCUUAGACCCUUCAUCAUCUAAUACGAGCCAGGGUAACCCGCCACUGGGUUCCAAACCUCGGAGCCAAUCAACACAUGGCCGCCGUCCGCUCUUAAGGCAAGAACGAAUUGUAGGUGUCCCGUUGGAGCUGGACACACAGACACUCCCCUUUCACAGCAACCAACGUUCCACCCAUGACAAUGAAGCUCAGGCUUCUGGACAAGCUUCCCAGAAUCCUUGGCAGAAUUGGACACGCACUCCAAGCCCCUUAGAAGACAGGACCGCUUUUCCCUCCAAACUGGACCUUACACCGACCUCAAGCCCCAACCCAGACCGCAAGGUGGCAGACCAAAGGCGCGAGCAAUCAUCAGGGCCUCUUCCUUGUAGCUGGUCGUACCACAACAAUCAGGGGGAGCAAAACAGAAAGGACCAGCUCACUGUCACCGGGGGCAACAAGGUAACCGUGGUCAUGAGUAAAAGCUCUGACCGACUGUCUCCGAUGAUGAAAGAGACAAGGUCCAGGUUUAAGAAAUCCCAGAGCAUCGAUGAGAUCGACAUGGGCUCCUAUAAAGUAUACAGUAUUCCCAUGGACAGUUACAGUUCAUCCAUUGAGCAGCAGAGCAGUUUGGAGCGCCAAGACCUGCCGGGUUCCAUGGAGCAGACUAACAUGGCUCGGUCCCAGUCUGCACCGAUGUUAGAUGAGGAACUUGGAUUCCCAGCACAUGGAAACCAAAACCAGCAGCCGCACAACCAAAAACCUGCAGUCCCACAAAAAGCCUACCACUUUGACCAAAACUAUAACCCCCAGGUGACCAUGGACCGACGGGCCCCUCCCCCUUUCCCGAAUACACCAGAUUAUGUCAACCACUCAUCAAAAGCAUUGGAGUACAUCAAUCAACCUGGAAAGACAUUACCUAAGGAGUUGGUGAGCCCUCGGUAUCGUGCUUACCCACCACUGGAGAUGUUCUCUUUCCCCCAACCACCAAUCAAUCAGGAUGGUUCCACCAGCCAGCAGCAGCAUCCAAUUCCAUCGCAGCGUUCUAGGCCAGGGUUUUUGAGGCGAGCAGACUCACUGGUAAGCUCUACCGAACUCGCUUUGUUCCGGAGAGUCCACGAAGCUCAGCAGGAGGCCCUACAGGAAGCUCAGUACAGACAGCAACAUCAGGGGGACCCUCCUCUUUAUAGUCGGGCUCUUGCUUAUUCCACCCCCAUGGACCAUUCUGCCAACAUGGUAGACAACCAGAGUCAAAUGAUGCACAACAAAAGAAAUGGACGCUACGAUGACGAUUAUCCCAGCUACCAGGAACAGAAGAAACCCAUGAUUGGUUAUCCAACAAAGAGCUUGACUCAACGUCGCCCCCUGUCUGCUCGAAGCUACAGCACUGAGACCUAUGGAGCAUCUCAGGCGCGUCCAGUGUCAGCCCGUCCCACCAUGGCAGCCCUCCUGGAGAAGAUGCCUCCUGACUACAGUCUGGCUACCUGCCCAGAGAAGCCUUCUGAUGACACCAUCAAGGUACGACCUGUGGUACCACAGAAGCCGGACGACAUCACCUCCAAGAUGCCGGCUGAUUGGAGGCAACAGCUGCUGAGGCACAUCGAGGCCAAACGCCUGGACAGGAGUGGUGUCCUAAAGCACAAUACGCUCACGCUGGGCAUGCUCUGUCAGGGCGGGGGUCACGGCCAGGGGCGCAGCAGCACUUUGAACUUUAACGUUUACAAUAACACUAAGCAUGAGCCCCCUGCUGGCCGCUGGCUGCCACUACCUCCUCCUCCUCCAUCUGCUGUUGCCACCCCCGCCCAGCAGGCGGCCAUGCUGGAUAACGACCAAGAGGGUGUGUCAGGAAGCAGUCAAUGGGCUCCCUACUCCCUUGGCAGGAGAGACGUCCCACCUGACAACCUCAUGAAAAAGGGAGGCUACUCUCACAACCCUCCUCACCAAUCACACAACACCAUGAUUGUCACUUCUUCGUCCUCUUCCUCGGCCACAACCCCUCAUCGUAUGGUUGGCCAACAGGGUUAUGAUGGCGGAAUAAUGAAUAAGGGAGCCCAAUAUCAGCAAGGAAUGCCUUUAUCAGUUGUUCCGUCCGCGGUGCAGUAUCAAGGAAACAUGCCUCCAGCCCUUAACACUUCUGGCCAGGUCUACUCAAGUGCUGGCCUGCCUAUGGCCCUGUCCUCAUCCGGGAACCAACCACAGUACAACUUGCAUACCUCCCACACAUCACAUCAGCCUUCACACACUCCCAACAACCCCCAGUACCACAGCAACCAGGGAAUGGUCCAUAGCAACCAGGUUGUUGUCACAACUCACACCAACCCGCGGCCUCAGAGCGCUCGCUGUCUUCUCCAAACUAAAGGCCAGAAGAGUACCGAUGGUUUCCAGGAACAGUUAUGUGUGAGAAUAGAGAAGAACCCUGGUCUUGGUUUUAGUAUCUCUGGUGGCAUCAGUGGUCAGGGGAACCCCUUCAAACCCUCUGACAUGGGUAUCUUUGUUACUAGGGUACAGCAUGACGGGCCCGCUGCAUGUUCCCUGCAGCCUGGAGACAAGAUACUGCAGGCGUGCACCAGCAAAUCACCAGCUGGCUUCACCGUGGUCACCUUGAAGAAGCAACUUUGCCAUUUUCUGCAUGUCUUGGUCACCAAGUUCCCAAGAGGAGAGCACGCCUAUUGGUGACCCCGGCAGGCAACAACCCCUGGCCGAGUACAUCUCUGGGUAGCAGUCGAGGAGGUAAUACCUCUGUCUGCUGCUCUUCUCUCUCUACACGAACAACUGCACCUCAACGCACCCGGCUGUCAAACUCCUGAAGUUUGCAGAUGACACCACUGUCAUCGGCCUCAUCAAGGACGGUGAAGAGUCUGCAUAUCGACAGGAAGUGGAGCGGCUGGAGCUGUGAUGCGGCCGACGCAACCUGGAGCUGAACACGCUCAAGACUGUAGAGAUGAUCGUGGACUUCAGGAGGCAUCCUUCGCCACAGCUACCUUGUCCAGCUGCCUUGUGUCAACCGUCGAGACCUUCAAGUUCCUGGGAAUAACAGUCUCUCAGGACCUGAAGUAGGAGAUCAACAUCAACUCCAUCCUCAAAAAGGUCCAGCAGAGGAUGUACUUCCUGCGGCUUCUGAGAAAGCGCGGCCUGCCACGGGAGCUGCUGAGGCAGUUCUACACAGCGGUCAUCGAAUCAGUCCUGUGUUCUUCCAUCACAGUCUGGUUUGAUGCUGCUACAAAAAAGGACAAACUCCGAAUGCAAGGGAAAAUCAAAACUGCUGAAAGAAUUGUCGGUACACCCCUACCCACCCUUGAGGACUUGCACGCUGCCAGAACUAAGACAAGAGCAUGCAAAAUCCUCUCGGACCCUCCACAUCCCGGUCACCGGCUCUUCCAGCUCCUUCCCUCAGGAGAGAGUUGACAGACUGAGUUUAGCGUAAUCACAAAUUGUGAUAAAGAAAUUUCUGCAACAUGACUCCAGCUCCAUGUUUUGACGUCCUCCACGAGACAUCUGGGGAAGCUCCUCCGACUCUUCAGCCCAUGAUCAAUGGAAUGGUGUCUGCCGUAACUGUAGACCCAUGACAAACCUCUUGGACACCAUCUUGAACGAGGGAGUUUUAUGCAGAGCCACAUGAAUGUGAAAUAACAUCUGGACAGCUGAUGACCUUCGUGACCCUGGAGAGAACAACAGACAAUUCCGCCAAAACCGCCUAUCGCCAACAUGUAAUGUGGAAAAUCCCUAAGGACAUUAUCUAGGAUGCAGACAAACCAGACAAUGACGAGCCACAUUUCAUGUUUUCAGAGCAUUGCUCCAGUAGAAAUGUGCAUGACAUAUUAGUUUAUAAAUAUUUGCAGAUCCAGUUGCACCUUAUUUUUUUAAAAUUUACUUCCAAGAAUGUCUGCACAUUUACCUCUACCAUUUUGAAAUUGUUCAAUUGUUAUAAACUGAAAAUGGUUUCUUCUUCACAAUUGCCACUCAGAAAUACUACACAGACACUUUCCAAAAAAAUGUAAUAUCAUGAAGAAAACAAAUUUCAUUCCAUUCAAAAAAUUUAACUUUCAUAGAUUAUAGUCACAACUUAAACUAUUUCAAGUAUUUAUUUGUUUAUUUUUACAUAAUUUGGGCUUUCAGCUCAUAAAACCCACAAAAUUAGGAAUUAA
Molecule: messenger RNA, 6936 nt
Organism: Phyllopteryx taeniolatus (common seadragon)
Lineage: Eukaryota; Metazoa; Chordata; Actinopteri; Syngnathiformes; Syngnathidae
Gene: lrrc7
Product: leucine rich repeat containing 7
Exons: 35
Coding region: 506-5467 (1653 amino acids)
Biological process (GO): neurotransmitter receptor transport postsynaptic membrane to endosome; neurotransmitter receptor transport, endosome to postsynaptic membrane
Cellular component (GO): adherens junction; postsynaptic membrane; postsynaptic density
Molecular function (GO): protein binding
Source: RefSeq, a predicted model, not a curated record